Bombus huntii is the source of this 5829-nucleotide messenger RNA. RefSeq names its product lipoma-preferred partner homolog (gene Zyx). Gene Ontology annotation, biological process: cell-cell adhesion. Gene Ontology annotation, cellular component: stress fiber; focal adhesion. The record is from RefSeq and is a predicted model, not a curated record. Lineage: Eukaryota; Metazoa; Arthropoda; Insecta; Hymenoptera; Apidae. The transcript is spliced from 6 exons. The coding region runs from base 526 to 2151 and encodes 541 amino acids.
UAUGCGUCAUCAUAUGCAUUUAUGACAAUAAUACUCAAUAUAUACUUUUUUUAAUUUAAUUAGUUUAUGUGACAAUGUGCAGUAUUGUGACAUACGAUUUAAGGCGUGGUAAGAUUUUUUGGAAGUAAUGUUGGUACUUUAAACGUUCAGAUUCGUUCAGAAAGUAAUAAUUGCAUAUAAAAUUAUUGGCCAGCUGGUUCGUACAUAUAGAAAAUUGCCGACGAUUCCUUUCCUGUUUAAACAGUAAUCAUCUCAACUGUAUCCUGAUUAUUGGUUGAAUGUCGUGCCAUAAGAGUGAAAGAGAACUAUGGUUAAGACUAUAUGUAUGGAAAAGUCAUCGUAAAGGAAUUUUUAAAGCAAUAAGAUAAGGGAUUUAUGAGUCAGCCAUUCAGUUGUGUUACGGUUGAGCACAAAAUAUAUCUGGCAACUCCGUAAAAUCCAAAAAUUGCACGAUUUUGGUAUCAGAAGAGGACUUAAAACGACGAAUUUGGAGGGAGUAUACGAAGAUAUUAACUUACCAGGAAAAUGUCUAACGUUAGUAAUUUAGAACAGCAAAUUGCAAAUUUACAAAUUAAUCAUGGCGAUGGUAUUAAAACCAUUAAGUCUGGGAAAAAAGUAGGACCAGCUGUACCUCCAAAACCAAAAAAAUCACAACCACAGAUACCACAAAGUUAUACUAUAAAGGCUGCAUCAGUGCCAUCAUACAGUACAGUGCUUAAUAAUUCUGGCCAAAAUGAAAAAUCAUCAAAUUUAUACGUGAAUUCUCCUUCACCAUAUGUGCCACUAAAUAUAGAGAAAAAUGACUUUUCAUUACCAUCCACUGCGAAUGGAAAAGAUGUUCCUAAAAACUAUCAGAACAAUGAGAAUUUUUAUGUGCACCAAUCAGAUGAGAAAUUUGAACCAAAAUAUGGAUAUGAUGAAAAAAAUCAUUAUUCAAAUAUUGGUAAUAUGCCUGCUCCUCAAGUUCCAGUUGAAGAUCACUCAAGAUCAACAAGAAAUAUCGUAUAUAGUAAUAUAGAUCCUCCAAUAUCUAUACCAGUUAAUAAGACAGCUAAAACUGAAAAAGACAUCAUCUACAGCAAUAUUCAAUGGAAUUCUAAACCAGAAAAUACAUAUUGUAACAUUCCUUCUGCACUCAAUAAUGAUGACUUACCACCACCACCAGAACCUUCAGAAUAUGUUCCAUGUGUGCCGGGUAGUUCCUUCCCACCACCACCGGAAGAAUUACCGCCUCCGCCAAGUCCUGUGUCAUCUAGUUAUAGCGAACUUAGACGCGCUACUUAUCAAACUGAUUUUCCACCUGACAAUUAUCCAAAUGAUAUUUAUGGUCCAAGUUCACAAUCCAGUUCUACAUAUGAAUCUAUAUACGAACCAAUUAAUCCUAGACCACCAUCACAAUUAUCUUGCAAUUAUUCCAUGUACUCUGGUUAUGGAUCUGCUACAUCUACUCAGCCCCAAGGAAAGGUCUCUCCAGUUAAGGAAGUGGACGUUUUGACUGAUCUGUUAGUUCAAGGAAUGGAAGAUAAUGCUGAAGACAGUGAUAUAUAUGGGAUUUGUGCCCAGUGUGGUCGCAAAGUUGAAGGCGAAGGUACCGGUUGUUCCGCGAUGGAUAAGGUUUUCCAUAUUGACUGCUUCUGUUGUUAUGUUUGUAAGGUUAACCUACAAGGUAAACCCUUCUAUUCACUGGAAAACAAACCCUAUUGCGAGGAAGAUUAUUUGAAUACUUUGGAAAAGUGCUGCGUUUGCACUAGACCAAUACUCGAUAGAAUAUUAAGAGCUACAGGUAAACCUUAUCAUCCAUCCUGUUUUACAUGUGUUGUUUGCGGGCAAAGUUUGGAUGGUAUACCAUUUACGGUAGACGCUACAAAUCAGAUUCAUUGCAUAGAAUGUUUCCACAAAAAAUUUGCACCUCGUUGUUGUGUUUGUAAGUUACCGAUUAUGCCAGAACCAGGACAAGAGGAAACUGUGCGUGUUGUAGCACUAGAUCGUAGUUUUCAUAUUCAGUGUUACAAAUGCGAGGAUUGUGGGUUGGUUUUAUCUUCUGAUUCCGAGGGACGUGGAUGCUAUCCUUUAGAUGACCAUGUGUUAUGCAAAAGCUGUAAUGCUACUCGUGUGCAAGCAUUAACGUCACAUAUGACGACUGAAUUAUAAAUGGCAUGAUCAUUGAAACGAUAUAUUAGAUUGUUAUAUUUACAGUUGCCGUUUUAUGAAUUUUUAUAUUUAGAGAUAAGUUUCUAUAAGACAUCCGACAUUUAAUAUGUUUUUGAGGAACUUUUUAAUCAAAGCCAUUUUGACAAUUGAAUAUGAGUAGGUUUUUCAUUAUUUGAUACUUCGAGAUGAAUUACGUUAAAUAUUCAUAAUAUUUCUAUACCUUUUUAAAAGAUUUAUAUUUUAGAGAUUGUAUUUAUCUAUAUAUAUUAUUGACUCGGAUUAGACAGGUUUGAAAAAAUUUCAGAACUGGGUUAAUGUUACUGCCUUUACACUGCCAUAUAUGAAAUUUCAAAAAUAUCUAAGAAUUAUAUUGUCAAAUAAUAUUUAACAAAAAAUUCUAAACUGUGAGCACGUAUGUUGUAGUCAAGAUUGAUUUCUUGUAAUAAGUAUAAUUAUUGACUAUAAUGUGAUUUAGUCAGGUAUUGCAUAUAUUAUUAAGGCAAGGUAUUCAAUUCCUAAUAUUAAGAGCAAUGUUAGAUUUAUGUGUGACUAUAUCCUCAUAACGUCAAUAAUGCGAAGUAGAGAUUAUGCAAUUUAUAUGCUUCUUUCUAUUGAUCUAGAAUAUACAAAACGUUUAUUCCAAUGUAUUGGAUCCGUUAUGUAUUUAGAUUUCCGCUUUAUGAUAAAUCAUGUGAUACGAUAGAAUUAAUACAAUGCAAAUUAGUGCAAAUACCUUAAAUUAUAUUAUCUAUUUAGCAAGUGAAAAGACUAAGAAAGCAAAUAGAACUUAAUUGUAAAAUGUAUUUGUAAUGAAUAUUGAAUAAAAUAGCGAUUAUAUUUAAAAACAACGCGUGGUCUUUAAUUAUUCUUCAUUAGUUCAAUUAUUUCUUAUUUUGGAAAGAAUGAAAAAGUAAACGGCCUAAACGAGAAAGGUAAAUACACAAAUACAAUAUAUAUGUAUUGGAGCAUUGUAUAUUUCAUAUUUUUAAUGAGAUUUUAUUAUUAUAUAUUUGCAGGAGAGACUCACACUUAUUUUAGUCUAUACCUUUUCUUUGCUAUGGCUCUUCCAUCUAUAUAAUGUUCAUGCACAGAUGUCUUUAUUUUGUUUUUAAAUAUAUGCAUCUCUUAUACGUAAUAUAUUUUUUUAUUAUCAUCGAGUACUUAGAUUUUUUUUUGUUGUACAACCUACAUAUCAUUUAUGUAUAAUUUAUGUUUUUUAUUUUUCUUAAUACAUCAAUUUCUGUGUUUUAGGAGGCAUGCUUUAUAGAUUGUGGAAUAUGAUUUGAUCACUUUACAAAAAAAUGAACUCAAAUGAAUUCCAUAUACAUAAUUUCCAAAUUACAAUAAAAUAUAAUAGUGCAAUCGCUGAUUGGCAAACAAAACAAAAAAUCUAGUCCGUAUGUUUCUUGAGAUUGCACAAGUUCAUUUAUCUUAGAAGUAUGCUUAAUAAUAUCGAAUCAUUGCCAGUCUUAAUCCAGCAAUAGAAAUUUGGCUAAAGUAUCGAAUUAAUAAAAAAAUAAAUAGCUGCUCAUGUAAAAUAACAAAAAACCUUUCAUCAUGCGUAGACAAAACCUAUUUCACGCAACAUAUUGUGAACGUAUAAUAAUCCACAAUCGUAGAAAGCACACCGCGUACACCGUGUAUGUAAUAUACAUCAAUUAUAUUCCUAUGUUCAACUACGCAUACCCGCUAAUAUCUAUCUUAGAUUUCUUUUUAUAUUAUAAUAUACUUUGCGAAGUAUAUAUUAUAUUUUAUAUCGUAUCAGCACCAUUCUACGUUGAAUUUAGUACAUGUAUAAUAAUUGCAAUUAAACGACUCGUCUUAUUUUUAAACACGUUUCGUUUCGCUUGUUAAAUCAGUACCAAACUGAACAUAGAAUUGUACCUCUUUUUUUUGCUUUUGUAUUACCUCUCGUUAUAGACGUAUAUAUUUUUAUAUAUAUAUAUAUUUAUUUUAUUUAUUUAUUUAAUUAGGUAUGUAUACGUGUAUGAAAUAUGCGUGUGUAGUGUGUAUAUGUGUGUGAGAGAGACAACAUUAAUGUACUUACACACGGAUGCUUACACACGUAAACUGUCUUCUUUUCUCAUGUUCUCUGUGUUUUCAUUUUGUUUUCUUUUUAACUUGCACGCAAUAAUCACAGCCACCUAUCCAGAUACGCGCUCACGCACACCCAAAUACGCACCUAUCGCACUCGCAUUCCAUAUACCUUCGGUAUACGUUUUUUAUUUAUUUUCGUUAGUUAAUAUUUAUAAUAUAUAUAUAUAUAUCUAUAUGUAUAUAUUUAUAUUUGUAUAUUGCUGAGAUAUCUUCUUGUGUAUUAUACAUAGAAAUAGGUGCCGAAACGAGCUGCUCUGUUCCUUUUUUUUUCUUUUAUCAUUUUUCCAUUUCGAUUACAUAUGUAUAAUAUCGUUCUUUUUUUAUUUAUUUUCUUGUACGAUCAUAAUAAUUAAUGAAUAAGAAAAAAGGGGGACAUGCGACUCGAAUGCCGUAUGCGAUGUUUCCAUAUUUUGUUUUAUUUUUUAUUCGCACUUACUAAACUUCGUUUUCGUCUUUACCAUUCCUUUUUUUUUAUAUCUCCUUAAAAUCGUCCUUGCUUCUAAUUAAAUUCCCUUUCUCGAAUUCCAUUCUCCUAACAGCAUACUUUCACACUUUCAAAUUCGCUGGGUGCUGGUUUUGGGCCGUGCUGGGGCCCGUAAAUCAAUAAAUAAAUAGAGGAACAACAUUCUUCAAACAUCUUUUUUUUUCUUAUAACAACAUUAGAGGCUCUUGGAACGUAACGCAACAAAUGUUCAACAAUACAAUCACGAAAACAAAUAGAAGGCACUCUUACAUUUUUUUUAUCAACAAAUUAAUUUCUUUUCGUAACGACUCACGGGUAAUCUAUAUGCGUCCUAGGCCUUUGUCGUCUCAUCUACGUGUCCCUCGAAUUAUAUUUCUCCCUUUUUUUGUUUCUUACUCUUCCGUUUUGUUUAUUCUUUCCCUUUUCUCUCUUGUACAUAAACCGCUAUAUAUUUCGCCGCGACAUCUAAAUCACAGCGCCGCACAAACCUUCGGUUCAUUAUCAUUCUUCGUUUUCCUCAUUUAAAUAGACAAUAAUAGCUACAAUAUGCGAGAUAUGAGAUAACAAAUUUCUCGUUAUAGAUAAAAGAAAUUUAUACGUUCAUAACAAUUAGGUAGAAUAUUAUUUAACCUUUUAUAUUAUAAUAAUUUAAUUAUUGUUAUUUGCUUGGAAGCUCACAGCCGACACAUUUAUUUAAUUCAUUAUUACAUACUUGUUUUUUUUUUUUUGUUCUUUUAAAGGUAUAUUUUUUUACCGUAUUCGUUUUUCGGGUAUUUAGGGCAUCUCUUUUUUCUCUUUUUUUCAUCGUUUUUUUGUAACAGCUAUUUUUAUGACCAUCUGUCUUUUUCUCCUUUUUUCUGUUUUUUUGUUUGUUAAGUUUUAAAUAUUUCCUCCUGCGUCUUUCUUGCGCGGAUAACUUGUCGAAAAAAAAGAAGAAAUGUAAAUCAGUAUAUUAUUAUUUCUUUUUCUACUGUGGCGUCUCGAAAUUGCGUGAGAAUGAGUUGUUUUGUUCACGGUUACUCUAAUUAAACUAUAAGUACUGGUUUUACCAUCAGGUAGAAAAUCAAAACUGAGAGAUGUGGCAGUGCCUUGAGCAACCGUCUUUUUUUUUUUUUUUA